UGUAUCAAUCGCAUGAAAAUCGCGACGCACCGCGAUCAUGUUUUAUUGACUUUUUAUUUAUUAAAAAUAAUUAUUUAUUUCUACUUUCGUGAAUUUAUCUGGAAAGAUAGGUGAUAGAAUUUAUUUAAGUAUAUAUAGGUAAACACUCACCAUGGUGUCACUUGUGGGAAAGAUUGUUAUCACAGUGGUGACCUUAGCAGUUAUUGCUGGAAUGACAGCAGUUAUCGUCACUUUAGUAAGAAAAGAAAAUGAUGUGGGCACCACGACUACGUCUCCGACGACGCAGGGCACGACAGAGCCUGUCUACGAGGACAUGUUGUAUGAUGUGGGUGUGGGGAUAGCCGAUAUGACGGGCCCGUGCGUUGAGAUUGUUUUUAUGGGCUACGCAGAAAUAGGCCAGACGGGGCGAGGUCUGCACACGCGGCAGUAUUCAAGGGCCUUCAUCUUCGUCCAGGGAGACACCAGGGUCGUGCUGGUCACAGCUGAUGUCCAGGCUGUUGGCAUCCAUGUUCGACGUCAGGUGGUGAGGAACCUCCAGGAGCUCUACGGUGACAUCUACACGCUGAAGAACGUGAUACUAGCUGGUACGCACACGCACAGUGGGCCGGGCGGUCACCUGGUCAACUUUUUGCUUGACGUCAGCAUACGCGGCUUCUCCCGCCAGACCUUCGACGCUUACGUCGACGGCAUCACGAGGAGUAUAGUUCGAGCGCACGAGAACAUAGUCCCAGCUCGCCUUUACUACGGACAAACAACAGUCAACAACGCGCAGAAGAACAGAUCUCCUUACUCGUAUGAUUUCAAUCCUGCCGAGGAAAGAAUGAGAUACACAGACAAUCUAGAUCAUGAACUGACGCAGAUACGCAUAGUGAAACAAAAUGGCGACCUCCACGGUGUCCUCAACUGGUUUGCCCUCCACACCACUAGUAUGAACAUGACAAACAGGCUCAUCUCAGCGGAUAACUUUGGCUACGCCGCUAUGAAGAUGGAAAAGACUUUGAACCCUGAUAGCCCAGUUGGGAAGCCAGAAGUGGUGGCCGGUUUCUUCACAGCAAACCUGGGUGACGUGUCUCCGAACUUGGAGGAAGCUCAGUGUGAGUUCAGCGGAGAGUAUUGCGACAACCACUUCCACCUGUGCGCAGCUGGAGAGAGGUGUUAUGCUCUGGGGCCAGGGAGCGACAUGUUCGAGAGCACGAAGAUCAUCGGCACCAGGGUCUUUGAAGGGGCAUUGCGAGUGCUAAACUCUCCUGGAGAGGAGCUGACUGGCAGCAUCGCAGUACGACACCAGUUCGUGGAGAUCCCGGAUGAGAUCGUCGCGCGCUACAAUCCUGUCACCAGAACUUUCAACCAGGAGGAUAAAGUCAGGGGUUGUUCUCCCGCUAUGGGGUACAGUUUCGCUUCAGGCACAACAGAUGGCGCUAAUACGCUUAACAUAACACAGGGUACAUUGGACGGAGACGCGUUCUGGGACUUCGUCGGCGGGCUGGUAGCGGCGCCAACACCUGAUGACGAGGAGUGUCACGCGCCGAAGCCUAUAUUGUUGGCGACUGGACGAACAAACAUUCCUGUCCCGUGGCACCCUCGCAUAGUAUCCGCCUCCCUCAUCAUGCUCGGGGGGCUAGCCGUGAUCGGAGUCCCGGGGGAGCCCACCACCAUGUCCGGGAGACGCAUGAGGGACGUGGUGGGGGCGGUCAUGGAGGACCAUGGGGUCGAGCCGAGAGCAGUGGUGACGGGCCUGACCAAUGAGUACAUUCAUUACAUUGCUACGUAUGAAGAAUAUCAGGUGCAACGCUACGAAGCAGCUUCCACUAUCUAUGGUCCGCACACACUCGAAGUAUUCCUAAAUAAGUUUUCGGAGCUGGCUACAGCUCUUUUCGAGGGCUCCGAAGUGGCUGAGGGUCCAGAGCCCCAGGACCACAUCAACAACACCCUUUCGUUCAUCUUGCCCGUGGUAACGGACAACGCAGGCCUUCUGCAGAGUUUCGGAAAUGUGCUCGUACAACCAGAGCCAGUCGUGAGACGGGGGGACACUGUCAGCGUCACAUUUGUCGGGGCCAACCCACGAAAUAAUCUGAAGCAAGAAGAGACAUAUUUCGUGAUUGAGAGACAGUUGAUGGGCACGUGGGAGGUGGUGGCCACUGAUGCUGACUGGGAGACCAAGUUCAUCUGGGAGCGACGAUCGACGAUCCUGGGCACGAGCAGCGUGACGAUAGAGUGGACAGUGCCGGAGCACGCGCUCGUCACAAUCUACCGCUUCACGUAUUACGGCACUGCGCGCGGCUUGCUCGGCAGCAUGAACGACUUCAAUGGCACUUCUGACACGUUCUCUGUCGACAUUUGAUGUUAGCUUUGUUAUUUUGUAGUUUUUAACCCUCAACGCAAAGGGUGUGUUAUAAGUUUGUCCGUCUGUCUGGCUGUGUACGUGGCAACGUAGCUCAUCGACGGGUGAACCGAUUUGCUGCGUGUUUUUUUUAUUUGAUAGCUAAUUUUUAUGCGGUGGUUCUUAGUAUGUUUGAACAAAAUCAGGUUCAGCCGUUCAAAAGUUGUAGCGAAAUGAAUAUUGAAGGAUUUUUUAAUUUGUCUAACAAAUAAACUUGUAUAAUAAAACGGAUUAAAAUGUU
Plodia interpunctella (Indianmeal moth) is the source of this 2621-nucleotide messenger RNA. RefSeq names its product neutral ceramidase-like. The transcript is spliced from 15 exons. The coding region runs from base 152 to 2341 and encodes 729 amino acids. Gene Ontology annotation, cellular component: extracellular region. Lineage: Eukaryota; Metazoa; Arthropoda; Insecta; Lepidoptera; Pyralidae. Gene Ontology annotation, molecular function: N-acylsphingosine amidohydrolase activity. Gene Ontology annotation, biological process: long-chain fatty acid biosynthetic process; ceramide catabolic process; sphingosine biosynthetic process. The record is from RefSeq and is a predicted model, not a curated record.